UCAGUGCGCGAGUCAAGCACGUCACGCUUCAUCUUUGUAUUGUUAUGUCUGUGAUAUAACCUAAAUAUUCUAUAUAAAAUAAAAAACAAUUCACAAAAAUCGCUUUGCAGUUGAAGAGCAUGUUAAUAAUGUCACAUAAAAAAAUAUAAAAAGAAAUAUUGUUAAAUAUUGUAAAAGAACAUUGUUUUUACUUGAUAUUUAUCAUUAAAUAUGAUGUCUGCUAAAUUUAUGCUUUGCGUUCAACGUAUACAUUAUAAUGUGGUUAAUAAAUUUCACCAAUCUUGUGUACAAGAGAAUUUUAGAAGAUGGAGAGAAAAUCGUGGAUUGACAGCCAAUCCAAAUGCUUUUGGCCCAUUAACAAACUUACCUGAUUAUACUUUUCAAGAUGGAAAACCCACACCUCUUGGGGUGAGACAACAAACACGAAUGGAUAAGCAGCGCAAAUAUGCUGCAAAAAUUAUCCAAUUAGUAGAAGAAGUGGAUUAUGCUGUUGAAAGACAUGCUAAUUUAUUAGAAGAAAGAAAACAAAAUAGACAACAAAUCCUUGAUAAUAAAUUAAAACCAAAAGGAAAUUUAUUACUUGAAAAAAACAAAAAUAAAAAAUAG
This is a messenger RNA of Pseudomyrmex gracilis, 606 nucleotides long. It is a transcript of the gene mRpL52, whose product is annotated as 39S ribosomal protein L52, mitochondrial. The coding region runs from base 211 to 606 and encodes 131 amino acids. Gene Ontology annotation, cellular component: mitochondrial large ribosomal subunit. The record is from RefSeq and is a predicted model, not a curated record. Gene Ontology annotation, biological process: mitochondrial translation. Gene Ontology annotation, molecular function: structural constituent of ribosome. The transcript is spliced from 4 exons. Lineage: Eukaryota; Metazoa; Arthropoda; Insecta; Hymenoptera; Formicidae.